Molecule: messenger RNA, 2004 nt
Organism: Rotaria sordida
Lineage: Eukaryota; Metazoa; Rotifera; Eurotatoria; Philodinida; Philodinidae
Source: the annotation of a GenBank genome assembly
AUGACAGAAUCAAUGUACGAACCACAUCAUCAUCAUCUACAAUCAAAUGGAAAUGAAGAUAAUGUAUUGAUAAAAGAGACAAUACUCGAACAUGAUAUAUCUCCUAGAAAUUCAAGAGCAACAAUUCACUGGAGACCUGAUCUAGAAGAUGACAUAAAUAACAAACAACCAAUUAAUACAGAUACUGAGCAUUUUGAUGCAUUAUUUGCACGUUCGAAUGCUUCACCAUUACCACCACCACAUCCUCGUUGUUAUAGUUCAUGUUCACCUUCUACUGUUCCAUUUCAAUUAUUUAUUGAUAAAUCAGUACAUAAUUAUGCAAAAUCUCAACCACAUUUAACAUUAUCAUCAUCAUCUCAUUCAACUAAACAUUAUGAUGGUCGUCGACAAUCAAUGGUAUCAUCAACAAAAAAUCCACAAUCAAAUUCAGUACAAAUAAGAAGAAAAACAUUUUUUUUAACUCAUGGUGCACAAGCAUUUCUUCAAACAUCAAAUUCUCAAAGCGAACAGUUGGAACCAUUAGCACGAUCAUGUUCUUAUAAACGUCCUCAAUCGAUAAAAAAAUAUCGACAACAAAAGCAAGAAAAAGAAAAAGAAAAAGAAAAAGAAAAAGAAAAGGAACAAAAAGAAAAAGAACAGAAAGAAUAUAUUUCUUCGCGCAAAUAUAGCACAUAUAACAAUAACAAUCUUCACACAGUUGCUUUCUAUUCUGGUCGGAAAUCGAUUACUUGUGCACCAUCAAGAAUUUCUGCAACUGAUCUUAUGGCAGCAGAUGAUCCACAUGAUCAAUGGUCAAGUCCCAAAGCACAACGUUCAGGACGAGUUGGUUCUUUGCCACUUGAUCAAUUACAAAUACCUCAUGAUAUUGAUGAAGAAAUCUAUCGUGUAAGACAAUUUAAUACAACACCAAAAGGUUUUGUUAAUCGCGGUGAUUCAUUUAAACGUUCAUUUAAACGAAGUGGUUCAAUAAGUCGUCGAAGUUCAUUUCGUAAAACAGAAGGUACACCAUCACAAGAACAUCUUAAUGAUAAUAUUUUAUUAAAUAAUGAAAUACGUACAAGUAAUAAUUCAUUAACAAAUUCUAAAUCGAUAUCAACUGUACCUAAUCUCAAUGAAAUACGUGAUACUAAUUAUAUUGAUUCAAAUAUUGAAAAUAUUUCAUCAUCACCAAUUAUUAAUAAUAAUAAUGAUGAUGAUAUUGAUGAUGAUGAUGAUAAUCCACAUGUUGAACGUAUUGAAACUGAAGAUGGUCGUGUACAAGAUAUACGUAUUUAUCAAGUUUAUUUACUUGGUAUGAGUGGAACAGGAAAAUGUUCACUUUUAAGACAAUUUAAAACAACUGAAUAUAGAGGAAUUUAUGAUUAUUCAAGUUCAGUUGAGGAUGAUCCUGAUAAUACAGUUUCAAUAAUGCUUGAUGGUAUUGAAUCUCGUUUACAUAUUAUUAAUAUUGAUGUUGAUCUUAUAAAAUGUAGUGUUACUGGUGAUGCAUAUAUAGUCGUAUAUUCAAUAACUGAUCGUCAAUCAUUUCAAACAGCAAUUCAAUUAAUAAAAAAUAUUCGUGAAAAAGAAUUAUCAAAUAAUGAAAAAACAAUAAAACGUUAUAUACCAAUUAUUUUAGUUGGAAAUAAAUCAGAUCUUGUACGAAAACGUGCUGUAACAAAAGAAACUGCUCGUAAUGCAGCAUUUCGAUAUGAUUGUAAAUUUGUUGAAACAUCAGUAGCAAUUAAUGAUAAAGUUGAUGAUUUACUUGCUGGUACAUUAAAACAAAUUCGUAUAAGUGAACAACAACGUUUUGAAGAACGACGACGUUUAACUAUAUCAAAUGGUACAACAGAUGUUAAUGAUAAUGAAAAUGAUAAAUUAACUGGUUCAUCAAUGCGAAAAAGUUCAACUGUACCUAAUCAAAGUUCUAAAAAUAUUUUUUCGAAAUUUUUAAAUGUUUUUCGACGAAAACCAUCAAGAUUACCAGUUGAUGUAGAAAAUUUAUAUGCAGGUAUUCGAUAA